AUGGCUGUUGUUUACGACAAGGAGCUCUUGGCUUGGUAUGUGACCACUCUCAAGCUUCGAGAAACUGUGGAAUCUCGACUCCCCAAGAAAUCAACCUGUGGGGGUGAAAUCGUCCCCGCCUAUGAGCCGAGGCCUCCCAGGUCCGAGUGGGUCAUCUCCAUUGAAGAGAAGCUCACGCAAGGUCGCCAGGAAAACAUGCCAGGCUCGUGGGCAAAUCUCUCCAUUUACCGGGUCCCACGCCAUCUCAAGCAUGGUGAGGACAAUGCCUGGGUCCCCCAGAUCGUCUCCCUCGGGCCGUACCACCACGGUGAGGAGCACCUCCGCCGUAUGGAGCGGCACAAGUGGCGCUGCCUCCACCGCAUCCUCGAGCGCUCCGGUCAGGGGAUAGCCCUCUAUCUAGACUCGGUGAAGAAGGUCGAGUGGAGAGCUCGUGCCUGCUACGAGGGAAGGAUAUCCAUGAGCUGCAAUGAGUUCGUGGAGAUGAUGGUUCUCGAUGGGUGCUUUGUGAUUGAGAUGUUCCAGGGAUUUGCCGAGGGAUUCGAGAAACUCGGCUACCGUCCCAAUGACCCCGUCUUCUCAAUGCGGGAAUCAAUACUUCAGAUCCAGCGGGACAUGAUCAUGCUCGAGAAUCAGAUCCCGCUCUUCAUACUCGACCAAUUGCUUGGUCUCCAACUCGGUGACCCCAACCAGAAGGAGCAUGUGACCAAGCUGGCACUCCAGUUCUUCAGCCCUCUGAUUGGGGUCCCUUUGACUAAGGUCAGCGCGGGCUAUGUGGUAGUGGAGAUGGUGCACCCCAUUGACAAGGACUCCCGCAAAGACUAA
Molecule: messenger RNA, 822 nt
Organism: Eucalyptus grandis
Lineage: Eukaryota; Viridiplantae; Streptophyta; Magnoliopsida; Myrtales; Myrtaceae
Product: UPF0481 protein At3g47200-like
Exons: 1
Coding region: 1-822 (273 amino acids)
Source: RefSeq, a predicted model, not a curated record